Acyrthosiphon pisum (pea aphid) is the source of this 598-nucleotide messenger RNA. It is a transcript of the gene Edf1, whose product is annotated as endothelial differentiation-related factor 1. Lineage: Eukaryota; Metazoa; Arthropoda; Insecta; Hemiptera; Aphididae. Gene Ontology annotation, molecular function: DNA binding. The record is from RefSeq and is marked provisional. Gene Ontology annotation, cellular component: nucleus.
ACUUGGUUAAAUAAUAAAUUCUACAAAAACAAAUCGUUGCCUACAUCCCGUAAUAACUAUUAUUCACAAUUUUAUAUUUCCUGUUACUAGACCAUUUCUCAUCAAAUUAAUUUUAAAGGAUUAUAAACGAUUGAUAUUUUAUAUUAAUCAUCAUAGAGGUGUGAACUGCGUUGUGGUAUUAAAACUUAAUUUCAAAUCGUCUGUAUAAAAUAUCAUCAUGAGCGACUGGAAUACAGUGACAAUAUUGAGAAAAAGGCCACCAAAGCCUUCAACCAUGAAAUCUGAACAGGCCAUCAACAAAGCUAGACGUGAGGGUGCAGUAAUUGAUACUCAAGUCAAAUGGGGUGCAGCUACUAAUAAACAUCAAGUUACAACAAAAAAUACUGCAAAAUUGGAUCGGGAAACUGAGGAAUUGAAACAUGAAAAAGUGCCAAUUGAUUUAGGCCGUCUUAUACAACAAGGGCGACAAGCUAAAGGUUAUAAUCAAAAAGAACUGGCUACUAAAGUUAAUGAGAAACCACAAGUAAUUCAAGAUUAUGAAGCUGGACGUGGAAUACCUAAUCAAUUAGUUAUUGGAAAAAUUGAAAAAGUGCUUUGA